This is a messenger RNA of Phymastichus coffea, 907 nucleotides long. It is a transcript of the gene Prosbeta6, whose product is annotated as proteasome subunit beta type-1. Gene Ontology annotation, cellular component: proteasome core complex. The transcript is spliced from 4 exons. The record is from RefSeq and is a predicted model, not a curated record. The coding region runs from base 111 to 821 and encodes 236 amino acids. NCBI's taxonomy places the organism in Eukaryota, Metazoa, Arthropoda, Insecta, Hymenoptera, Eulophidae.
AGUACACACACAAGCAGACACAAGUUACAAAUCCUUCACCGAAAAAGUGUACUGUCAUUCCCAACCUGCAAUAGUUUGUUAAACGCUUUGUUUAUUCCCUCGUUAUAACAAUGGCACUAGUCGAAAGAGAUCCUUCGAGGUAUUUACCUGAUUACGAUGUUCAAGCUCCCGUUCAACAUCACUUUAGCCCAUAUUCUGACAAUGGAGGGAGUGUUGUUGCUGUUGCAGGUGAUGACUUUUCUGUUAUUGCAGCAGAUACUCGUCUCAGUACUGGUUUCUCUAUUUACACACGCCAGCAGAAAAAAUUAUUCAAACUUUCGGAGACAACAGUUUUGGGUUGCUCAGGAUGUUGGUGUGAUACUUUGACUCUUACCAGACUGAUUGCUGCUCGUAUGCAGAUAUAUAACCAUGAGCACCACAAAAUAAUGUCUACUCCAGCAGCUGCUCAGAUGCUUUCCAUAAUGCUUUAUCACAAACGAUUUUUCCCAUACUAUGUAAGCAAUAUUUUAGCUGGAGUUGAUGAUGAUGGUAAAGGUGUCAUAUAUAGAUAUGACCCUGUUGGUCAUUGUGAAAAAUCCAAUAAUGUAGCUGGUGGAUCUUCUGGUGCUUUGCUUCAGCCAUUGUUGGAUAAUCAGAUUGGUUAUGCAAAUCAAGAGAAUGUAGAAAAAAUUCCACUAACAAAAGAAAAAGCCUUAGCUAUUGUUAAAGAUGUGUUCAUAUCUGCCGCUGAGAGAGACAUUUAUACUGGUGAUGGUAUUAACAUUAACAUUAUUACAAAGGAUGGCAUAGAAGAACAGUACUUUGCUUUGAGAAAAGAUUAAUUGUACAUUGUGCAUUUUUGUAAUUUAAUUUCUAAUUAAAUAAAUUAUACUUUAUACUGGAAUACUUUUUUGAUAAAUUAAAGUUA